Messenger RNA from Patiria miniata (bat star), 735 nucleotides. Its product is annotated as perlucin-like protein. Gene Ontology annotation, biological process: biological process involved in interspecies interaction between organisms. The transcript has a single exon. Lineage: Eukaryota; Metazoa; Echinodermata; Asteroidea; Valvatida; Asterinidae. The coding region runs from base 1 to 735 and encodes 244 amino acids. Gene Ontology annotation, molecular function: carbohydrate binding. The record is from RefSeq and is a predicted model, not a curated record. Gene Ontology annotation, cellular component: external side of plasma membrane.
AUGUCAGUGUUUGGGGGAAACUUCGUCUCGUUACUUUUCUUGGUUCACUUAGUCGGCAGCCGGGCUUUUCUACACGCCUCCUGCCCGCCUGGCUGGCUGAAAUGGCAGCAGUCUUGUUACAUCGUACUGCCGGACAAGAUGAAUUGGUUUGAGGCCUCGGAGGCUUGUAACCGGCCAGGAAGCAGCCUGAUUGUGCCCAACUCACGAGAGGAAAACGUCUUCAUCUUGGAGUCAUUGGUGAAAAGGGAUGGUGCUUUCUGGAUUAGAUGUACGGAUGCGGCUCAAGAUAGUGUCUGGCUGUGCGAUGGUCAACCUCCAGUAUACACCAACUGGCACAGUGGCUUUCCAAACACAGACAAGCGAGGUAACUGCGCCAGUUUAUAUGCCUACAACCGUUACAACGAAUGGCGAUGGGUCGAUAACAUAUCUUGCCUGAGAGAGCGAUUUGCUGCCUGUGAGAUGUUAGCCUCCUCGGUACCAGCCUACCACACCUUCACCGGUCCCGAUGGGCGUGUCCCCCAGCGAUGCCUCCUCCAUCACGACAUCAGGAAUCUGACGGUAGAGGGCGUGCUUGCCUGUGGCUGGGCGUGCCGGGCCGAACCCCGAUGCCGCUCCUUCAAUCUCUGGCAGAGCAGCAAGAGAGAAAAGAUGUGUCAGCUCAAUGACGUCACCGGUCUUGUGGCUGAUGACACAAUCUUCAAGAUAACCAACGACUGCUAUUUUUUUGACUUGUAA